ACAUGCAAAUCACCGUAAUUUAAACUGAGCAGUUGUUUAGUGGCGUGGUCCAUUCUGUGAUGCAGGUUAGCUAACUGUUUGCUAACUGUUUGCUAACUGUUAGCUAACUGCAGGUUGUUGGAGCCUGAGGUGAAUGAAGCCUCAUGGAACCUGGUCGCGUGGUUCAUGGGUUUAAAAACACUUGUCAUCGUGUCUCUCUUUACUUGAGUCAGCCCGUGGAGCUGGUCUGUUGUCAGUGCAAUAGCCCCGCUAACCCUGAAACUAACGCAGAGUGGUGGAGCAGUCUUCAUUUAAAUGUGAGGGUUGUUCAGUUUGCUUUAAAACGGUUCCAGAGAAGCUACACAGUUCAACACUUCUCUCUGGUCCAGAGACAUGUCACAACAGAUGGGAGACAGCCACCGAAGGUUUCUACAAUCCAUGAUGGCCAAUGGAAUUGUGGAUGAACAAGGAGCACAGACACUUCACAAGCAUUGCUGUGAGACACACAACACUCAGUACGUUGCUGACAAACUGGACAGUUUCAUCGAUACCAUCAACUCAAAGCUGCAGCCCAUGUUCAUGCAGAUUAGAAAAGGGAUGUCUGAAGACAAUGGCCAACAAUACUAUGCCCUGGUGAACAUGGCUGACACUGACGUCACCAGGAUGUCAUCAGAUUAUGCCGACAAUGAGCUGGAGCUGUUCAGGAAAACGAUGGACCUGAUCGUGGGCUCUGAGGAUGGCAAGGCCUCCUCCACCGACAUCCUGAACAGUUCAGACAGCCUGUCCACCAAGAAGCUGAAGAAGAGCGAGACAGAGCACCUGUUGAACCGACUGGUGCAUGACCGAUGGCUCAAUGAGAAACGGGGUGAGUACACGUUGUCCACCAGAUGCAUCAUAGAGAUGGAGCCAUACAUCCGCACAAUGUACCUAGACCAGGUCAAAGUGUGUCAUAUCUGUCACAACAUCGCUCUCCAGAGCCAAAUUUGUGAAAAUCCUGUAUGUGGCAUAAAGAUCCACACCCCGUGUGUGGCCAGAUACUUUAAAGGAAGAGCCGAGCCGCGGUGUCCAGCUUGUGAUGACUUCUGGCCUCAUGAAAUCCCUGAAAUCAGACGACCCAGGUCUCAGUCCAAGAGAUAAGGACUCAAACAUCUAAUGGGAUUUUUGUUUGUUAAAUUUUAUUUAUUUUUAUAAUAAGUUUCUAAUAAACCAGACUGAUAACAUA
Messenger RNA from Paralichthys olivaceus (Japanese flounder), 1201 nucleotides. It is a transcript of the gene nsmce1, whose product is annotated as NSE1 homolog, SMC5-SMC6 complex component. Gene Ontology annotation, biological process: double-strand break repair via homologous recombination. NCBI's taxonomy places the organism in Eukaryota, Metazoa, Chordata, Actinopteri, Pleuronectiformes, Paralichthyidae. Gene Ontology annotation, cellular component: nucleus; Smc5-Smc6 complex. Gene Ontology annotation, molecular function: ubiquitin-protein transferase activity. The record is from RefSeq and is a predicted model, not a curated record.